Molecule: messenger RNA, 1928 nt
Organism: Salarias fasciatus (jewelled blenny)
Lineage: Eukaryota; Metazoa; Chordata; Actinopteri; Blenniiformes; Blenniidae
Gene: gpia
Product: glucose-6-phosphate isomerase a
Exons: 18
Coding region: 92-1753 (553 amino acids)
Biological process (GO): glucose 6-phosphate metabolic process; gluconeogenesis; glycolytic process
Cellular component (GO): cytosol
Molecular function (GO): monosaccharide binding; glucose-6-phosphate isomerase activity; carbohydrate derivative binding
Source: RefSeq, a predicted model, not a curated record
UCUGCUCUCCGUCAGUCCAGCACCGGGCACUGAGGUCGAGCAGCUUCAGCACCGCUCCAGCUCCAGCUCCAGCAACAGCUCCAGCUCCGCCAUGGCCCUGACCGCAGACCCGGCCUUCCAGAAGCUGCAGACCUGGUUCUCCUCCCAGGGCAAGAGCCUCAACAUGCGGGAGCUGUUCGAGGCAGACCCGCAGCGCUUCAGCUGCUUCAGCACCGUCCUCCAGACGGACGAUGGAGACAUCCUGGUGGACUACUCCAAGAACCUGAUCACCCCGGAGGUCAUGGACAUGCUGUUCGCCUUGGCUCGGUCCAGAGGGGUGGAGGACGCUCGAGACAAGAUGUUCAGUGGAGAGAAGAUCAACUUCACCGAGGGCCGUGCGGUUCUCCACGUUGCUCUGAGGAAUCGUUCCAACACUCCGAUCCUCGUGGAGGGAAAAGACGUGAUGCCGGACGUCAACAGAGUCCUGGACAAGAUGAAGGCUUUCUGCCAGAAAGUUCGCAGUGGAGACUGGAAAGGCUUCAGUGGAAAAAGCAUCACAGAUGUGGUGAACAUCGGCAUCGGAGGCUCUGACCUGGGUCCUCUCAUGGUGACUGAGGCUCUGAAGCCGUACUCUGCAGGAGGACCGAAUGUCUGGUUCGUCUCCAACAUCGACGGGACUCAUCUGGCUAAAACGCUGCAGCAGCUGAACCCCGAGACCACGCUGUUCAUCAUCGCCUCCAAGACCUUCACCACCCAGGAGACCAUCACAAACGCCGAGUCGGCCAGAGACUGGUUCCUGCAGACGGCAGCAGACAAAUCCACCGUGGCCAAACACUUCGUGGCUCUGUCCACCAACGCAGCUAAAGUGAAGGACUUUGGCAUCGACCCAGCCAACAUGUUCGAGUUCUGGGACUGGGUCGGCGGGCGCUACUCGUUGUGGUCGGCCAUCGGUCUGUCCAUCGCUCUGCACAUCGGGUUCGAGAACUUCGAGCAGCUUCUGUCUGGAGCCCACUGGAUGGAUAACCACUUCCGCAGCGCCCCUCUGGAGCGGAACGUGCCGGUCCUCCUGGCCCUGCUGGGGGUCUGGUACAUCAACCUGUGGGGGGCGGAGACCCAGGCCCUGCUGCCCUACGACCAGUACCUGCACCGCUUCGCCGCCUACUUCCAGCAGGGGGACAUGGAGUCCAACGGGAAGUACAUCACGGCCGACGGGUCCCGGGUGGACUACCACACCGGACCCAUCGUCUGGGGGGAACCGGGAACCAACGGCCAGCACGCCUUCUACCAGCUGAUCCACCAAGGAACUCGGAUGAUUCCUGCUGACUUCCUCAUCCCGGCUCAGUCUCAACAUCCAAUCAGAGACAACCUCCAUCACAAGAUCCUGAUGGCGAACUUCCUGGCCCAGACCGAGGCCCUGAUGAAGGGGAAGACCCCCGAGGAGGCGCAGGGGGAGCUGGAGGCGGCUGGCCUGAAGGGAGACCGGCUGCACAAGCUGCUGCCGCACAAGGUCUUCCAGGGAAACAAACCCAGCAACUCCAUCGUCUUCAAGAAGCUGAGCCCCUUCACUCUGGGAGCUCUGAUUGCCAUGUACGAACACAAGAUCUUCGUCCAGGGAGUGGUGUGGAACAUCAACAGCUACGACCAGUGGGGGGUGGAGCUGGGGAAGCAGCUGGCGAAGCGGAUCGAGCCGGAGCUGAAGGACGCCUCGGAGGUCGGUUCCCACGACUCGUCCACCAACGGACUGAUCAACUUCCUGAAGAAGAACUUCGCCUGAGCUGUGGCCCCGCCCCCCCGCCUCGCCCCGCUCCCAUUGGCGGAGUGGUUCUGGGACCCAGCAGCUUUAGUGUGAAGGAGUGUGUGUUGCUUUGUGGACGAACGUCCAGCGUCUCCGUGUCAACGUGCUCGUGACUGUAGGUGGUUCCUUCAAAAUAAAAGCUUUGUCACCCUGC